CAUUACAAUGGCAACCUCAGACUUUUAUGCUUCCCAUCUUGGCUAUAAAACGCGGAUAGUUCUGCACACUAGGGACUCCAGGGCGGAUUCCGCUCAUGCUGUAUCAGCAGCUCUUGAUCUUCUAGAAAACAUCAAGGUGCAAGCAAUCAUAGGACCUGAAACAUCCUCGGAAACAAAAUUUUUGGCCGUGCUUGCUGGCAAAGCCAAAGUCCCAAUCCUUUCUUUUUCUUCAAUCCUCUCUGGCACACACCCUUACCAUGUUCAAAUUAAGCCAGAUGAAACUUCUCAAUUCAGAGGGAUCGCAUCCAUCAUUCAAUCAUAUAAGUGGAGGAGUGUGAUCAUCAUAUAUGAGAACAGUGAUGAUGGAAGAGAAGUGUUACCUUACUUGGUUGAGUCUCUCGAAGUGGCAAAUAUUCAUAUUGCGAGUAGGAUUUCAAUUUCUCCUCUCUCUACUGAAGAUCAAAUAAACAAUGAAGUUCACAAGCUAAAAGCCCUGCAAGCAACCAUAUAUGUUGUUCACAUGCCACCAUCACUUUCUUCUCGCCUAUUCUUUAGUGCAAAAAGGCUCGGGCUGAUGAAUGAAGGGUAUGCUUGGAUUGUAACGGACAAUACAAUGAACCAAUUAUCUUGCAUGGAUUAUGAAGUGAUUGAGUCAUCACAAGGAGUGCUAGGUAUGAAGGCCUAUAUACCUUUAUCAAGCAAGUUGCACGGCUUCACAUUGAGAUGGAGAAAGAUGUUGUACGCAGAAAAUCAUUUGAUGGAAGAUAGGGAGUUAGAUGUUUUAGGCAUUUGGGCAUAUGACACAGUCUGGGCACUAGCCGAUUCUGCUGAAAGGGUAUGGACUGAAUCUGUUGUGCAUGUUGCAAAUGCUGAGAGCAGAACAAGACUUUUACAUGAGAUUCUAGGAUCAAGAUUCACUGGUUUAAGUGGCCAAUUCCAAUUUCUUGAUGGGAAAUUACAUUCUGAAGCCUUUCUUUUAGUGAAUGUUAUAGGAAGAGGAGAGAGGAGAGUUGGAUUUUGGACCCCAAAGUAUGGCAUCAUUAAAGAACUACCGUCCUCGAUCAAAGGGAGAAGCCUAUCUUCUUCUACUACACAAAAAGGUCUGGAAGCCGUUUUAUGGCCAGGGGUUUCUGCGACUGCUCCAACAGGGGCUAGAAAGUUAAGGAUUGCAGUGGUCAACACUAGUGGAUUUCCGGAAUUAACAAAAGUGCACUACGAUCCUGAAACCAAUACCAAGAGUUUCACGGGCUACUGCGUGGACGUUUUUGUUGCUGCAAUAAAUUCCCUGGAUUAUCACGUACCAUAUGUGUUUGAAGACUGGGAGAAUCCGGGGCAAACUUUCAGUGAUCUCAUGGACCAGAUAUAUCAUCAGGAAUACGAUGGCGCUGUGGGGGAUAUCACGAUCCUAGCACAUAGACAUGCAUUCGUGGAUUUCACCGUGCCUUUCACCGAUUUGGGGACUGGAACGGUAGCAAGACGUGAAAACCACGACAUGUGGGUUUUCCUGAAGCCCCUUCGAAGUAACCUAUGGUUUACGAGUGCUGCCUUCUUUGUCCUUACGGGACUGGUGGUUUGGACCAUUGAACAUCCUACCAAUGCGGAAUUUCAGGGUUCAGUUGCGCAUCAAUUGGGAACAAUCUUGUGGUUCGGCUUUUCAACCCUUGUAUAUGCUCAUAGAGAAAAGUUGACAAGUAAUAUGUCAAGGUUUGCAGUGGUUGUUUGGCUGUUUGUGGUGCUUAUACUGACUUCAAGCUACACUGCCACUCUGAGUUCUAUGUUGACUGUGCGACAGAUUCAAUUAGCAGGGCGGUCUGUGGGAUUCCAUCAUGGUUCUUCUAUAGGGGGAUUAAUCGCCGGCAAUCUAAAUUUAAGAGGGAUUAGCCCUAAUUACGCCACGCCUGAGCAAUAUGAUUAUGCUCUAUCACGCGGAAGCAAGAAAGGCGGGGUUGAUGCCAUAGUUGAUGAAAUACCGUACAUUAAGAUUUUUCUAGCCAAGUAUGGUGCUGAUUAUGCCAUGGUUGCAUCUCAAUCUGAGACUGCUGGUUUUGGUUUUCCGUUUCGAAAAGGUCUGCCGUUGGUAUCUGAUAUAUCUCAAGCAAUUGUUAAACUCAGGGAGGAAGGGAAACUCGAGAUGAUGGAGAAGAAAUGGUUCAAGAGCCAAUCACCAUUGAUGCUGGAUGAUGCAAGUCCCACGCCUAACAUUUUGAACCUCCAAAGUUUUGGCGGCCUAUUUUUUGUUAGUUUUAUUUCAUGUGUUUCAGUUCUUCUCAUACAUUUUACUUCCAUUUUACUCAAGAAGUUGCAGCUCAAGAAUAUCAUCAAAUUUCUUGAUGGAGGAAAAUUGGCAAUGUUGAUAAGCUUCCUAGCUGCAAGGAAUGGCAAUGGAAUUUGAGUAGUUGUUGCUACAUAACAAUU
Messenger RNA from Coffea arabica (coffee), 2415 nucleotides. Its product is annotated as glutamate receptor 1.2-like. The record is from RefSeq and is a predicted model, not a curated record. Gene Ontology annotation, cellular component: membrane. Gene Ontology annotation, molecular function: ligand-gated monoatomic ion channel activity. Lineage: Eukaryota; Viridiplantae; Streptophyta; Magnoliopsida; Gentianales; Rubiaceae.